GGAGUUUCGCGCUCGACGCUCAUCAGCGCCCCCUGCCGGCGUGACGUCAUGAAACCCGGAAGUGAACCCACCGGGAUUACAGCAUGACCGACCAUGGUUAAGUUUUAUUUAUUAGCAACUGCUUUGUGUUUUAUCCAACAUGGAAACGCACAAGAAGAUUGUUUUCCAUCUGAAUGGCUAAAGUCAGUGUCGAUGUCUAUGAAGAUUUCCAAAGCCGGAUUUCACAGAGAUCUUCAUUACAGUGUUCAUUGGAGCAAAAUAGAUCAUGAUGUUCAAGCUCUACUAGUCCAAAAGCUGCCCAGUGGAGUUUAUAUGGAUGAAUAUCAGCUGGAAACACUAAGACGUGACACGGGUUUGGAGGUUCUUCUGGACUCAAAGGUUGAUCUGGAAGCUCCAGAGUAUUUGUCGUCUGGUUUCACGGCGCUGGUUUUUCUCUCUGGGAAACACGAGGUUGUGGUUCCCGUUCACGGGCGAUAUCACCGACCGUCAGACUCCAGCAAAUGGGUGAAAGUAGACAUUGAGUCACCCAGACUUCUGCUUAGAUCAGACCAGUGCCAGACACUGAGUCCUGGUGUACGUCAUGUAAUGUUUGAUGCUCCAUGUACCGUCAGCAACCACAGCAUCUGCUCAUGGAUAGAGAUCUUGCAUCUAGAGGAUAAUGGUGGAGUGAGUCUGGAGAUCCCGGUCGGUGAUUCGUCGAUGAUCGUCACUGUGUGUGUCGUUACUGUGCUGACGACUGUAUUGAGCUGCGCUUACCUGCUCACAAACAUCUGGAAACACGGCAGCUUUUGAUCACAGUCUAAUGGAAAGCAAAUUCUCAGAUUUCUGAGCCAGUGUCACUGUUUUCAUGUUUUCACACUGUUACUGUAAAAUUAAAUAAAAGGAGUUUUAGAUAAUGUACAUGAAUAAAUAUGUUAUCAUAGUGGAUUAAUAAUAAUUUAUUACUGCAAAAUGUUUCUAAAAUUGUGAAUAAAACUGAA
Labeo rohita (rohu) is the source of this 980-nucleotide messenger RNA. It is a transcript of the gene pigx, whose product is annotated as phosphatidylinositol glycan anchor biosynthesis, class X. The record is from RefSeq and is a predicted model, not a curated record. The coding region runs from base 94 to 792 and encodes 232 amino acids. Gene Ontology annotation, cellular component: endoplasmic reticulum membrane. Lineage: Eukaryota; Metazoa; Chordata; Actinopteri; Cypriniformes; Cyprinidae. Gene Ontology annotation, biological process: GPI anchor biosynthetic process. The transcript has 6 exons.